This is a messenger RNA of Zingiber officinale, 1185 nucleotides long. Its product is annotated as transcription initiation factor TFIID subunit 8-like. Bases 206 to 976 code for a protein of 256 amino acids. NCBI's taxonomy places the organism in Eukaryota, Viridiplantae, Streptophyta, Magnoliopsida, Zingiberales, Zingiberaceae. The record is from RefSeq and is a predicted model, not a curated record. Gene Ontology annotation, molecular function: protein heterodimerization activity. The transcript has a single exon. Gene Ontology annotation, cellular component: transcription factor TFIID complex.
UUGACGGUCCCCAAUAAGUUGCACUAACGACUCGGUCUGCACUAAACCGAACCGGCGCGAAACCGGUCCGAAAAAGACUUAACUAACAAUAGCCCCCAUUAAGUGUUCGAAUCGGAUUGAAUCAUCAUCGUCCACGAACCCUUCCUCCUCCUCCGAUUCGGCGAGGGUUUGAGUUUGAGGCGUUUUGGGUUCGGACCGGCGAUUAAUGACGACGCCCAGACGGCGGAAGUUUAAGGCGGAGCCGCAGCAACAGCCAGCCACUCUCCCUUCCCCUUCCCCCGCCUUCUUCCACGCCGCAACCACCAGGGUUGCCGUCGCGCAGAUCUGCCUGGCUACGGGCUACUCCGCCGCGGAGCCCUCCUCCCUCCGUGCGCUCUCCGACAUUGCCGCCCUCUACCUCCAGGCCCUGGGCCGCGCCGCCGCUUCCGUGGCCGCCGCCCACCACCGCACCGAUUCCAAUCUCCUCGACCUCGUGCGGGCGAUAGAGGAUCUCAGCGCCGCGAAGGGCUUCCCCGGCGGAUCCGACCCUACUGGGCAGCCGCUCCGCUCGUGCGCGCUCAGGGAGUUGAAGGAGUUUGUGGAGUUGGUGGAGGAGAUCCCCUUCGCGAAGCCGAUCCCUCGAGGGGGGGAGGAGGAGCAGAGAACAACGUGGAGGAGCUUUGCAGCUGCCGGCAAGGAGCCGCCCCCGCACGUGCCGUCGUGGCUGCCCUGCUUCCCGGAAGAGCCAAGAAAUAAGGAAAUGAAGGAGCAGAGAACGACGUGGGGGAGUUUCGCAGCUGCGGCCAGGGAGUCACCCCAGCAUGUGCCGUCGUGGCUGCCGUGCUUACCGGAAGAUAGGGAAAUGGAACCGUCGACGGAGAAGAAAAGGAAAACGGCGGUGGAAUUGCCGGCCGAGAGGGAAAAGGUUGUGUUUCGGCUGGGCUUCGGAAAGAGGAAGCCAGCACUUGGACACCGCGGAAAAUGGAAGGAAACAUAGAAAUAUUUGGAUGUUUGGCCGGCCGUUUGGGGAUGGAAAUAUCUUUCAUCAAGUAAUGGAUGUAUAAUAGGCUAGGCGUGGGAUUCGAACCGUGGUGCCUGGGAAGCAAUUCGCAGCGAUCACCACCAAGGCAGCAAUUAGAUAGAUUAAUGCUUUUGAAAUUUUUUUUAUAUCUUAAGUAAUUAUGUUUAAACCAGACUUAAUUUACG